AUGGAGACCACCAAAAACCACAACAUCCAACUGCUAACAACGCUGGUGGACCCCGACGACCAAGAAGAGGGCGAAUACCGCUUCCUCGUCAACGGCACGCACGUCAAGUACGUGACCGUGGCCCCCGGCACCCUCCCCAAAGACGACCGGACAUUUGCCCCAACCGAUACCGGCAAGCCCGUCUUUCUCCGCACCGAAAAAGCCGACCUCCCCGGCGUCAAAACCAUCUGGCACGCAACCUCCAUCGACCACCUGCAACCCCGCAAACUAGCCCGUCUCCGCCAAAACAUCCACAUCGUGUCGCACCCACUUUUUAAUGACCCGGUAGUCAUCAAAUUCACCGAAUUCCCUUGGCAGACACCCUACUUCGAAUCCGAGACUGCUGCGUACCAGUGGAUCGAGGGGUGCGACAUUGAGUACAUUGACAAGGCCAGGGCCGUGGGACCGGCGGAUCUCGUGGCCUGUCAAGAGGUUCUAAAGAGGUUGCAUGCGCUCGGUGUCAAGCAUGGGGAUAUUAACAAGCAUAUUUUCAUGAUGCGGGAGGAUGGCCGGUGUGUGCUUCACGACUUUGAGACGGCCAAGCAAGGCGCCUCGAAGGAGGAGUUGGAGGAAGAGUAUCAGCGGUUGAGCGAGUCGCUGCGGGAUCCGUCUUUGCGAGGGGCGGUUCCGGCUGUUGUGCUUAGUGAAGAGAUGCCAAAUUAGGUUCUUUUGGCCGUAUGUGAUUGUUCGUCACAUUAAGGGCGUUUAGGAUCAAGUCUCUUGAGGUUGUGCGACCACCGCUUAUGGGAUCACCCUAGCUCAGGGGAGGAACAGGGAAAACUCAGGACAAGUAACCAGGGAGCUACAGACACAAGCAACUGCACAACGACCUACAGGCAGAGCAUAGAGACACAAAAGCCAGGUCAAGACUGCGUCUAGAUUACUAGUCUGGUAUUAGGGGGAUCUAGAUACUUGUACUGGUAUGUCGUAUAUCCAAAGGAAACCCCACGCUUCACC
Canariomyces notabilis is the source of this 996-nucleotide messenger RNA. RefSeq lists its product as uncharacterized. Bases 1 to 702 code for a protein of 233 amino acids. The transcript has 3 exons. Lineage: Eukaryota; Fungi; Ascomycota; Sordariomycetes; Sordariales; Chaetomiaceae. The record is from RefSeq and is a predicted model, not a curated record.